This is a messenger RNA of Vairimorpha ceranae, 1080 nucleotides long. RefSeq names its product transcription-associated recombination protein. Gene Ontology annotation, biological process: ubiquitin-dependent protein catabolic process. Lineage: Eukaryota; Fungi; Microsporidia; Nosematidae. The transcript has a single exon. Bases 1 to 1080 code for a protein of 359 amino acids. The record is from RefSeq and is a predicted model, not a curated record. Gene Ontology annotation, cellular component: proteasome regulatory particle, lid subcomplex.
AUGAAAACAGAAUUAUUACAAACAAUUAUUAAAACACAAGAUUACAAUUUAUUCUCUAGAAAGUACUUGGAGAUAAAUAAAAUGUUAGACAUUACAGUUUUACAAUCUUUAGUAUCUAAUAAUGAAAUGGAUAUUUUACUAAAGACACUAGAAUUAAUGCUUUUUUUUAAAAAUAAAAAGUAUUUAGAAGUUAUUUCUUGUAUUGAAAAUGAUAUUAAAGGAUUAUUACUAGGUAAAAUAAGAGCCUAUGAUAUUUGUAUAUCUAAAAUAUUAAGGUUAUAUUAUUUAUCAAGAAAAGAGUUAAAAAUGAGUAAUGAUAUUUUUUUUAAUCUUAUGGUACCUAAUAAGGAGUUAGGAAAUGAAGAAUCUGUUUCAGUAAUAACAAAUUGUUUAUUAGAUUAUCUUAUUAGUAAUAACAUUUAUAAAAGAAUUAAUAAUAAUAUUGUUCAGUCAGAAAUGUCAAAAUUUAACUUUUAUAAUGGAAUAAUAGAAUUAGUAGAAGGUAAUUAUGAGUAUGCUUAUCAAUUAUUUGAUUCUUCAAUCAAUACUUUUACAAAAAAGAAAUGCAUUCAAAACAAAAAAUAUUUAAUAUUAGCCAGUUUACUACAGUCUAAUUAUAAUAUUAAUAUUACUUUUGAUAAAAAAAUUAAGAUAUAUUUUGAUCUUGUUAAGAUUGUAAAAAGUGCUAAUUUACAAGCAUUUUAUAAAUUUCUUGAAGAUUUUAAAAUUGAGUUAAUUCGAGAUAAAACAUUUUUUAUCAUUUUGAGAUUAUCUCAAAUUGUAAUACAAGAAAAAAUACGAUGUAUGAGUCUAGUGUAUUCUAGAAUAUCUUUUGAUGACAUGAGUGUUAGGUUGAAAAUGGAAAGAGAAGAUUUAGAAUUUAUUUUAAGAAAAAGUAUUAACUCUGGAUUAGUAAGUGGUAGAAUAGAAGGAGAAAUAUACUAUACGAGUAAGCAAAAAGGAAUAGAAGAAAUUAAAUUACAAUUUGAACAAGUAAAAAGAAUUAAUGAACAGAUUAAGAGAGAAAUGAAAUAUCCACCGAUAAUACCAUUAUCAUAUGACAAAGCAGUAAAUAAUUAA